This is a messenger RNA of Hyaloscypha bicolor E, 552 nucleotides long. RefSeq names its product ADP-ribosylation factor 1. The transcript has 4 exons. The record is from RefSeq and is a predicted model, not a curated record. Gene Ontology annotation, molecular function: GTPase activity; GTP binding. NCBI's taxonomy places the organism in Eukaryota, Fungi, Ascomycota, Leotiomycetes, Helotiales, Hyaloscyphaceae. Gene Ontology annotation, biological process: intracellular protein transport; vesicle-mediated transport. Gene Ontology annotation, cellular component: cytoplasm; plasma membrane. Bases 1 to 552 code for a protein of 183 amino acids.
AUGGGUCUCACGUUCUCAAAGCUGUUUGAUAAGCUCUGGGGAAAGAAGGAGAUGAGAAUUUUGAUGGUUGGUUUGGAUGCCGCCGGAAAGACCACAAUUUUGUACAAGCUGAAACUCGGUGAAAUCGUCACAACCAUUCCCACAAUCGGUUUCAAUGUUGAGACUGUCGAAUACAAGAACAUUCAAUUCACCGUAUGGGAUGUUGGUGGACAGGACAAGAUCAGACCUCUGUGGAGACAUUACUUCCAGAACACCCAGGGUAUCAUCUUCGUCGUAGACAGCAAUGAUCGUGACCGUGUUGUUGAGGCUCGGGAGGAAUUGCAACGCAUGCUGAAUGAGGAUGAGCUUAGAGAUGCUAUUCUUUUGGUUUUUGCCAACAAGCAAGAUUUGCCCAAUGCCAUGAAUGCUGCUGAGAUCACAGAUAAGUUGGGUCUUCACAGCUUGAGACAACGUGCCUGGUACAUUCAAUCCACCUGUGCUACCUCCGGAGAUGGUCUUUACGAAGGUUUGGAGUGGCUUGCAAGCUCUCUCCGAAAGGCUGGUCACCAGUAA